GUCAUUUGAAUUACGCUGGCUAGCGAGCUUAUCAGCUACAAUGAAUUGAAGAAAUGAUAUGAAUGGCUGCCACAGCGAGCGAACGAUGAAUACAGGGCCAAAGUCGACGUGCUCGGUCAGGUGAAUUGGACUCUGUCCUCGGCUGGCAGCUUACACGAAGCGCAUCUUCCCCUAGUGUUAUUACCAGCGAGAGAGGGUAUCCCGGUGCGUGUGUCUGCGCAUUUCAGUGAGCCGCUGUGACAAGCCAGGCGAGCCGCGAGGAACGGAGGGGGCGACCAGGCUGGCCUUUAAGCCGAUCAAGGUGGAAGCGCACACAACGAGCUUCACGUAGGAUUUCUCUGUGAACCUUCAUGUUGUGACUGAGGGAUACAGUUGAAAGGAUGAUGCGUUUGGCAUGUUGCACAGCACUGCUGUUUGUGCUGAGACUGCUGGUGGGCCUGCCCUGGUACCAGGUCAUCCCGGCCAUCCUCAUCUUCUACCUGGGCAGUGGAGGAUGGAGCUUUCUACACAUAUUUGUCAAAACUAUUGGCAGAGACCUACAUGCAGCCUAUGUGUUAUUACGAGUGAAGCUGAAUGUGAAACGCCACUUGCGGGAGAAGAACACCAUCCCCAAGAUCUUUGCUGAAACUGUCCAGCGCUAUGGUGACAAAACUGCUCUCAUCUUUGAAGGCACCGGAGAAAGAUGGACCUUUAGACAACUUGAUGAAUACUCCAAUCGAGUUGCAAACCUGCUGCUACAACGAGGUUUCAAGGAGGGGGAUGUGGUGGCCCUCUUUAUGGAGAACAGGUCCCAGUACGUGGGCUUGUGGCUUGGAAUGGCUAAGAUUGGGGUGGAGGCUGCGCUCAUCAACUUCAACUUAAGGCUGGAGGCACUGGUUCAUUGUGUCACUAUCUCAAAUGCCAAGGCAGUCGUGUUUGGAUCUGAACUGACUGAGGCUGUAUAUGAGGUCCACAGUUCAAUGAGAAAAGCAGUACAGAUGCUGUGCUCUGGAGAAUGGGACCCCAAACGUCUCCCAGAGGGAACCGAGUGCCUGGAGACCCUGCUGGAAAGUGCCCCCACGCACCUGCCCAAACAGCCCCAGCGUUCCUUUAUUGAUCGCUUGUUCUACAUCUACACUUCAGGAACCACUGGAAUGCCUAAAGCUGCUAUUGUCGUGCACAGCAGGUACUAUCGCAUGGCUGCACUGGUGUAUUAUGGCUUCAGGAUGUCACCAGACGAUGUGUUGUAUGACUGUCUUCCACUCUACCACUCUGCGGGUAACAUUGUGGGAGUUGGGCAAUGUAUUAUACAUGGAAUGACUGUGGUCAUUAGAAAGAAGUUUUCCGCCUCACGUUUCUGGGAUGAUUGCUUCAAAUACAACUGCACAAUUGUUCAGUAUAUUGGUGAGAUCUGCAGAUACCUGUUGAACCAGCCGGUGCGGGACACUGAGCGACAGCACAGAGUGCGCAUGGCUUUAGGUAAUGGCCUGCGCCAGUCCAUCUGGGAGGAGUUCAUGAACCGCUUCAAUAUCCCACAGAUCGCAGAGUUCUAUGGAGCUACAGAGUGCAAUUGUAGUCUGGGCAAUUUUGAUAAUAAGGUUGGAGCAUGUGGCUUCAACAGUCAGAUAUUACCUUUCAUUUACCCGAUCAGACUGGUGAGAGUGGAUGAGGAAACCAUGGAGCUCAUUCGAGGGCCUGAUGGUGUCUGUAUCCCCUGUAAACCGGGUGAACCUGGACAACUAGUUGGAAAAAUAAUCCAGAAUGACCCACUAAGAAGGUUUGAUGGCUAUGUCAACCAAUCAGCAACCAGCAAGAAGGUUGCUCAUAGUGUUUUUAAGAAAGGAGACAGUGCCUAUCUUUCUGGUGAUGUGCUCAUCAUGGACAAGUAUGGCCACAUGUAUUUCAAAGACAGGACAGGAGACACAUUCCGCUGGAAAGGAGAGAAUGUCUCUACCACAGAAGUGGAGGGAACUCUUAGCCGCCUGCUAGACAUGAAAGAUGUUGUUGUUUAUGGAGUAGAAGUACCAGGAGCUGAAGGAAAGGCUGGAAUGGCAGCCAUCGCUGAUCCUUCGCAGUCCAGUGACCUGGAGCAGUUAGUGAAGGAGAUGGAGAAAGCUCUGCCUCCAUAUGCACGCCCCGUCUUCCUCCGCUUUCUGCCAGAGGUCAACAAGACAGGAACAUUCAAGUUUCAGAAGACAGAGCUGCGCCGGGAUGGCUUUGAUCCAAGCGCAGUAUCAGACAGGCUUUUUUUCCUGGAUUCCAGUAGAGGGCGGUAUGUGCCCUUGGAUGAAGAGAUGCACCGCUCCAUUACUGAAGGAAAAGUAAAAUUGUGAUGAAAAAGGACUACACUGCAGCCCUAAUGUGCACAUUGAAGCUUGUUGGAAAAAAGAAAUUUGACAAUUUGGUUCAGCAAAACAGAUAUGGAACAGAGAAUCCUCUGCACAUGUCUGAAAUAGCCAUAGAAACACAAACACAUGAUUGCAUUCUUUGAUUAAACCUAACUACACAGGGCGCUGCUUUGCCUGUCUGGCCUCACAUUUUUAAACAGGAUUUCUCUAGGUACCUCAGCUGUACCAAGCGGGGUAGAAACCUACAACAAGAAUCCAGCACGUCUUCAACAAUCUCCAAACAAAAGCACCUUCAAGUGAAUCCUCAUACAAGCUCCAUUGGUACAACUGGACAGCCGUACUGUUAUGGGAACACUAUUUGAACUUACCAGGAAUUUGGAAAACAGAAACUUCAGACGACUUGAACGAGAUUUGGAUUUAGUCAGGUUUAGGAUGUUCAUAAACAAGCCUGUCAGUGAGGUGUUUUAUUAAAAUACCAUGGCCAAACCUGCACAAUUUACAAAUUCACUGUCUCUUUUAAUAAAGCAAAUUUUCUUCUGGUUACAAAGGACUUCUCCAGAGCAGCUCAUCACAGGUGCAAUAGGGCUUUAAUGUGCAGUGUAAUACCUGCUUGACCAUGCCUGUGCAUAUCUACAAUACAACUGUGUUAAAACACCAAAUAUAUUUAAGUUGUAAGUUUAUGUUUAUGAAGACACAGUUUCAUCUUACAAGGACUGAUGGGUUGUUCGGUAAUGUUUUUGUGUUGUGCAGGUUUUAUCCUAAUGGUGAGCUGCACCUCCACAAUGAUGUGUAAAUACACAGAAUGAACUGAUGAAGUGACCGAUGGGACAUAGUAAAAGUCAAAAGUAAAAUCUGUCAUCUGGACAAAAAAGUUGUAGCAGUGAGUUUGUUUCGCUGCUCAUCCAAGCUGCUUCUUCAGUUCUGGUCAGAUUGCUGGUGGACACUACCUUAUAUCCAUCUGAAGAGAGGAGCGAACUUCACUGAAACUGCAAACAGCUAUUGUUUACAGUUUCGGUAAACAAUAGCUAGGUAGUAGGCUAGGUCUAUUGAGCUACACUAAGUGUGCACUGUGCCUGAGUCAUAAUUAGCAUAUUUAAUCAACUCUUAAUGGGUGCUUACCCACCUAGUGGCAGCUCUAUUGUUCUCUUUGUUUUCUUUGUUUGCUUUGUGUCUGAGGAUGGACUUAUAUAUGGGGGAAAGAUGAUGUCUAAGGCCCCCAUUCCUGUUCAAGGUCUUUCCUAGCAAAAAUUGCCUCUUUAACUCCCCUCUCAAAUGUGCCUGUGUAAUCUCUCAGUUGUCCAGACCUGAUCCAUAGCAAAAGAUGUUUUAAAGAAGUUUAAAUCUGUCAAUUGGACAAAUUCAAUUUGUCCAGUUGACAGAUUUAAACUUCAUCUUUUGCUCCCCUCUCAAACCAUUUCUUUUCUUUGGCUAAGAUGUGUACCUCACUGUCUUCAAAGGAGUGGACAGUGGAUUUAAGAUGGAGAUGUAAAGAGGACUGGGGUCCAGAGGGGCUCUCAGGGCGGUGUUGGUACAUUCUCUUAUGGAGUGGCUGUUUAGUUUCUCUAAACAACGCUCACUGCAGUCUUCCCAACACUGAAUGGAGUAGACUAUAUUACUUUGUUUAUGGCUCUGGGUUUUGUCCUUUAUGUGAACCGGCUUCUGUUUUAACACGUUUGUAGGUUUGAAAUAGACAGGAAUUUCAUUCUCUUAAGUUUUCACUUUCAGUUAUCUCAAGCCCUCUCGGCUUUUGGAUAUCCAAUGAUCUAAGAGAGCUAAAAAAAAACAAAACAGGACAACAGGUAAUCUGAAUCUAGAAGGAAAGGUGUAACUAUUCCUUACACAGCUGGUGUGUCUGAAAAGCUUCAGAGAGUUUUCAGAGAUUAUGAAAUGGUCUAUUUCAAACCUACAAAUGGUCCAGCCUACAUACAGAAACUGUAAAGAAUAGCAAUUUCCAGUUUCAGUGUAGUUGGCUCCUCCCUUCAGAUAGAUAUAGGGUCCACCAGCUAUCUGACCAGAACUGAAGAAGGAGCUUGGAUGAGCAGCAAAACUUCUUCACUACAACUUUUUUGUCCAGCUGACAGAUUUUACUUUUGGCUUUUACUAUGGAUCAGACCUCGACGACAGAGGGAUUACACAGACAUCUUUUCAAGUGACCGAUGGAACGAAACACCAAUUUGCCUGAUGUGUUCAAUGUGACUGAGAGCCCUCUGAUCCAAAGAUUGAAAGGCUGUAGUUUGACUCGUUUGACCUUUGAGAGGAAAGAUGUUUUAGUCCUAGAUCUUUGUAAGGUGUUUGCAGUAGUUUUGUCACACACUGUAGCAGUAUGAGUGAGUGAGUGUCAUUAGCCAUUAGCCUUACUGUGAGCUCAGCUCCAGAACCACAGGCCCUGCUCCAUGCUUACUGUAAAAAUAUACUACUGUACUGUAAUGCAUUAUCCUCCCUUAACAGCCACUAGGGCAUGGUUACUCUAAAUUUGAGAGAACAUUUGAGAGCUUUUCAUCCCCAUGUCUCAGUGUCAGUAUAACUGAACUAAAAUGGCACCUAUCUGCAUUAGUGACUGCAGGUGCUUUCUAGGCAACAAAUAUGAGCCUGAGGUAAGAAAAGCUUGGAGCCAGUUGCAAGUUUGCAGCAUGAUAAUUGUAUUUUAUCUGGUAUUGCACAACCCUGGUUUACUGAUAGAGACAAGCAGUCUGGAACCUAAAGUUUACAUUUUUGGCUAUUAUAAGAUAUUUUAAACACUCAAUUUCUUUCAAUUUCAAAUUUAGUAUGUUGUAGUUGUACUUUGGGUACAGCUAAACCAUGCUACAUGUCCCUUGUAUUUGAUACUAUCUGGCUAUCUACAUUGUCUGCAUUACGAUGACCCCCCCUCCCUUCUUAACUAUAACUAUCUCUAUAACUAUCUAUACAACAUCUCUAUCCAUCUCUGUGUAUCAUAGACUGAAAGACGUACAUUAGGGCAAAGUUACAGCCUGUUUUGUAUCUGAAUCUGUGCUUUUGUUCAGAGUUUGCACUGAACAGUUGAUCUUGAUUGGUGCAAGCUGUUGACAGUAAUGGCCAUUAUUGCUUGUCACUUCCUUUCCCUCUUUGGGGAGAACCUAGACAAAAUAGGACCUUAAAGUGGUUUUCGCAAGAAAUUACUUGAUUCUUGCCUCCUGUGCCGCAGUGGAUGGCAAUUUGAUCUUUUGUCUUGAUUCUUUUAAUGAUGAGUGUGAAAUGUUCUCAUGAAUGUCCACAUAGAAAACGAGUGACCAAUGUUGAUGAUGUUGUACAGUGUGUAUUUAAGGGAAUACCGCAGCUGUUAUGAUGCUUCUGACCCGGAUUUGCACUAGUGAACUGGGACCACCAGGGGGCGCAUGACUAAACAGCUUCACUGCAGCACUCUGAAAAAAAGAUGUUUUUAUGUUUGUAAUAAGUUUAAAUUAUUUUUGAAAAUGUCGAUGCUUUUAAUGUUUUAAUGCUUUAUCCGUAUGAUUUUUUAUGUGAAAUUCUUAUUGCUAUUUGUUUUUAUUAUUAUUUUGGGUUAAUGAGGGAGUUAUGUUUGAGUCAAUGACAAUCAACUGCAGCAUUUGAAACUGAAGUAAAUGGUAAAAGCUUUUGAAAAACAACUGACCAGCAGACAUUUGGCAGUUAUGGAAAUUAUCUUCAAAUCAGUAAAAAUUACUACUAAAAUGUGUAUAAGUUACUAAAGUAAUAUAUUUCACAGUGUACAAAUUAUGGCUUAUCGUUUAAAUUUUUAACCCAGAUUUUUUGCACUUUUUAUUUGUCUUUUCCCUAUUGUGGUACUCAGGAACAUCAUACAGUGCUUGAGGAGAACCAUUUCUGUAUGCGUGUGCGUGCGUGUGUGUGUGGUGUGGAACGAUAUGAUCUUAUAUUGGAGGAGUUGUUUUGCAGUGAGUCCCAGUGCAGAGCGAGGUGUCCUCUUGAUGUUCAAUGAAGGCUAUUGCUGUACAAACCUGCAUCUGAAAAAAAAAGAAAAAAAGCACUGCUGCGAAUGGAAAUGAUUAUUAAUAAAACUAUUUAAAUUGUU
Periophthalmus magnuspinnatus is the source of this 6354-nucleotide messenger RNA. RefSeq names its product solute carrier family 27 member 4 (gene slc27a4). Gene Ontology annotation, biological process: medium-chain fatty acid transport; long-chain fatty acid import into cell; response to nutrient. Lineage: Eukaryota; Metazoa; Chordata; Actinopteri; Gobiiformes; Gobiidae. Gene Ontology annotation, molecular function: long-chain fatty acid-CoA ligase activity; long-chain fatty acid transmembrane transporter activity. The coding region runs from base 381 to 2312 and encodes 643 amino acids. Gene Ontology annotation, cellular component: plasma membrane; microvillus; endoplasmic reticulum membrane. The transcript is spliced from 14 exons. The record is from RefSeq and is a predicted model, not a curated record.